AUGUCGUCCACCACGAGCGUCCACGUGACGGCUCUCGACGGCCUGGUGAACGUGAACUCCCUCUUCACCAUCGCCGUAUUCGUGGGGCUCUCUCUUGCGACGCCGGGGCAGCACAGCCUCGAGAACCGGUCGGGCUGUGACGCCGGCGUGGACAUUGCGAAGAAGCUGCUGGUGUUCGAGGUGGUUUCGUUCAGCUUCUUCCUGUUCUCGUCGCUGGUGGCUCAGGGGCUGAAAUUGGCGAUCAAUUUGCUGAACAGCAAGGACGUGGACGAGAUAUUUAGGGCUCACAUAAAUCUGAAGGUGCUGAGAUUUGGGAUGAUGGCGUCGGCGAUUGGAUCGGUGAUGGGAUGCUUGUUCCUGAUGCUGUCGAUGGUGAAUGUGAUUCAGAUCAGGCUGGGGAUGCUUUCGUGUGGGAGCAGAUCGGCCGUGCACGCUGUGGCGGCGUUGAUUAUUUUGGUGACUUGUGCUCUUCUGGUUUACAUCUCUACCGCCGUCUAUGCUUUCCUGCACUGAUCGUAGUAUUUCAUUUUUGUAUUGAUAAUUAAUGGUGGUUCAAUUUUGUUGGUGUUGCAUCUUGUAUUUCAGGAGGUUGGUGUUAUGUUUCGUAUUCGUAUUCGUAUUCGUAUUCGUAUUCGUAUUCGUAUUUUGAAAGCUUUAAGUCAUU
Salvia splendens (bonfire salvia) is the source of this 664-nucleotide messenger RNA. Its product is annotated as maternal effect embryo arrest protein. The transcript has a single exon. The record is from RefSeq and is a predicted model, not a curated record. Bases 1 to 513 code for a protein of 170 amino acids. Lineage: Eukaryota; Viridiplantae; Streptophyta; Magnoliopsida; Lamiales; Lamiaceae.